Messenger RNA from Oryza sativa Japonica Group (Japanese rice), 2287 nucleotides. RefSeq lists its product as uncharacterized. Lineage: Eukaryota; Viridiplantae; Streptophyta; Magnoliopsida; Poales; Poaceae. The record is from RefSeq and is a predicted model, not a curated record.
GCAGCAACGGGCGCGAGGCGAGGCGCUUUUGGGUUUUUUGACCAGUCGAGGCGUGGACGACGGGUCGGGUCCAUUUCCGGGAAGCGAAUCCGACGGCGCGCGCGUUCGCUUCCGGUGGCAUCCUACGGCGGGCAGUGUACACUUGCCUCCGCGCCGCGCCGAGCCGUCGGUCGCGGUGCGCGUGAUAGCUCUACUCUCGCGGUCGCUGUGGGCGCGGGGCGGGUUGGCGAAGCGGAGACGGCACGCGCGGAGUCCGUACGGCCGCAGCGAGGCGACGUGGUGGCGUCGAGUCGGCGGCGAUGAUAAGGGUUGUGUCUCCGCCGCCUCCGUCCACCGUGCAGCUGCGCGGCGGCGGCGGCACCCCGGGGCCCUCCUCCUCCUCCGCGGUCUGCCGUUUCUGGGGUUCCCGAAGAGGAAGUAGAGUUGCGGCGACGAGUAGUUGGGGUUGGGGGAAGAGUAGGAGGAGGAGGCGCGCCGCCAUCUCAUGCUGCUCUGCUGAGGAAGGGGAGGGGCCCCGGGUCGCCACGCCGUCGGCUCCCCCGGCGCCGUCCGAGGGAUCGAUACAGCUCUACUCGCAGAUCGAGAGGGUGAUCACGGAGGCGGCGAAGCAGUCCCGGGAGGGCUGGGGUUCGACCGGAGAUUGGACCGAGAUCGAGGGAGCGUGGGUGCUGAAGCCUAAAUCACAGGAGCCCUCGUUCGUUGUUCACUUCGUUGGUGGGAUUUUUGUUGGAGCUGCUCCUCAGAUCACUUAUCGUUUCUUCCUUGAACGACUUGCAGACAAGGGAGCUUUGGUGAUCGCAACGCCAUAUGCUAGCGGCUUUGAUCAUUUCUUCAUCGCAGAUGAAGUUCAAUUUAAGUUUGACAGGUGCUUAAGAAACAUGGUUGAACCUGUAAAUGACCUUCCCACAUUUGGUGUUGGGCAUUCUUUGGGAUCUGUGAUCCACCUUCUCAUUGGAUCAAGAUACGCUGUGCAGCGAAGUGGAAAUAUAUUGAUGGCCUUUAACAAUAAGGAAGCAAGCUUGGCAGUUCCAUUAUUUUCGCCUGUAAUUGUUCCCAUGGCACAGAGUUUUGGGCCAAUAUUUUCCCAGUUGACAUCAUAUCCAACACUUCGUUUUGGGGCGGAAGCAGCCAUUAAGCAACUUGAGAAUCUUAGCCCUCCUGUUGUUAAGCAGCUCCUGCCAUUAGUUCAGCAACUUCCUCCACUGUAUAUGGAUUUAGUAAAAGGCCGAGAAGAAUUCGUUCCAAAGCCAGAAGAGACACGUCGGCUGGUAAAAUCCUACUAUGGGAUUUCUCGAAACCUCUUGAUAAAGUUCAAAGAUGAUCAAAUUGAUGAAACAUCUAUUCUUGCGCAAGUACUAAGCUCCGAAUCUGCCAUUAGCUCACUGCUUGACAUGUCAAUUCGGUCACUUCCUGGAGAUCAUGGACUACCGUUACAGCAGGUACUUCCUGAUGUUCCACCAGCAAUGGCCGAUGCAGUAAACAGAGGAGGUGAACUCCUGACAAAUCUAGCAACAGGGACACCAUGGGAGGCUGUUGCUAAGGAGGUAGGUAGCACUUUAGGUGCGGAUUCGGGCGUUCUACGAGCACAAAUCUCAAAGGAUGUCAAUACACUUGUUGACGUAAUUGUUUCAUGGAUUGAGUCAAAUUCUGGUCCAAGAUUACUUCGUUCAUGAUGACACCCCCACAAAGGUUUAGCAGGUUGGGAAUGCCAGUACCAAACGUCAAGAGGAUUCAACUGACGAGUAUUGCAAACUGUAGAUUGCAUUUCAACCCCGACAUGCUAGUGGUGUAUAUAUAUGCUGUACAUCGUAGCGCAUGACUUGUUGAAUGUAAUCUAUCUUGAUGGAGUAUUAUGAAUGUACAUUUCCAUUAAAAAAAUGUACAUUUGGAAGGACUAGAAUAGAGCGAUGAGUUUAUGGGUUUGUGGCUGCUCUGAUCCUGACAGGCACUGGGGGUGCACAGUACUGCACAGUCCUGUCCGCAAAUCUACAGUUCAGUUUUACAAGAAAUGUUCAUUUGGUAGCAACGGAAGGUCUAUAGUUCUCCGAGGAAACUGGCCGAGGUAUGCACCCGUGCUUAUCAUUCUUCGUAAAACUGUAAUUAUUUGUUAAAACUAUCCUUUUACUUCAGAUGGGUAUUUCAUAAGACUGCUGCAACAACAACAGCAACAACAGUUGAUUUUAUCACAUAUGGGCUCGACUUACCCUGAUAUAAAGUAUUGCAUGUGUGUAUGAUAUAUGUACUCAAAACUUUUCAGGUGAAUAAUGUAAGCUUUUUGAUAAAGUCA